AUGGACAUGGGGGGCCUGGACAACCUGAUCGCCAACACAGCCUACCUGCAGGCCCGCAAGCCCUCGGACACGGAUAACCGUGAGCUGCGGCGCUGGCGUCGGGGCCUGGUGCUGCCCGAGCCACAGGACUGUGCGGCGCUGCGCCGCGCGCUGGCCCCGCACUUCGACAGCCUGUGCGAGCAGCAGCCCAUCGGCCGCAGGCUCUUCCGCGACUUCCUGGCCUCGGAGCCUGUGUACCGAGAAGCCUCGGCCUUCCUGGAGCAGGUGCAGGCCUGGGAGCUCGCCGAGCAGGGGCCUGCCAAGGACCUCGCACUGCAGGGGCUGCUGGCCGCGUGUGUCCCCGCCGCAGGGCACCCUCAUUCCUUCCUCAGCCCGGCGCUCUGCACCAGGUGCCAAGCGGCCGCCACCGAAGAGGAGCGCGUGGCCGCUGUGGCUCUGGCCAAGGCGGGGGCCCUGGGCUUCUUGCAGGACCGGCCCUUCAGGGACUUCCUGGCCAGCCCCUUCUACGAUAGAUUUCUGCAGUGGAAGCUCUUUGAGAUGCAGCCAGUAUCUGACAAGUAUUUCACUGAGUUCCGCGUGCUGGGAAAAGGUGGUUUUGGGGAGGUAUGUGCUGUCCAGGUGAAAAACACUGGUAAGAUGUACGCCUGUAAAAAACUGGACAAGAAACGGCUGAAGAAGAAAAAUGGGGAAAAAAUGGCUCUCCUGGAAAAGGAAAUCUUGGAGAAGGUGAAUAGCCCUUUCAUUGUCUCACUGGCCUAUGCCUUUGAGAACAAGUCCCAUCUCUGCCUGGUCAUGAGCCUGAUGAACGGGGGUGAUCUCAAGUUCCACAUCUACAGCGUGGGCACCCGGGGCCUGGCCAUGAGCCAGGUGGUCUUCUACUCGGCCCAGAUGGCCUGCGGAUUGCUGCACCUCCACGGCCUGGGCAUCGUCUACCGGGACCUGAAGCCUGAGAACGUGCUGCUCGAUGACCUGGGCAACUGCAGGCUGUCUGACAUGGGACUGGCCGUGCAAAUCCAGGAUGACAAGCCUGUCACCCAGAGGGCUGGAACCAACGGUUACAUGGCUCCUGAAAUCCUGAUGGACAAUGUGAGCUACUCCUACCCUGUGGACUGGUUUGCGAUGGGAUGCAGCAUUUAUGAAAUGGUCGCUGGGCGGACACCCUUCAGAGAUUACAAGGAAAAAGUCAGUAAGGAGGAGCUGAAGCGAAGAACCUUGAAAGAGGAGGCCCUGUUCCAACAUGAGAAUUUCACAGAGGAUGCAAAAGAUGUCUGCAGACUCUUCCUGGCCAAGAAAGCUGAGCAGCGCUUAGGAAGCAGAACAGACUCUGAUGAUCCCAGGAAACACCCUUUCUUCAAAAUCAUCAAUUUUCCUCGCCUGGAAGCUGGCCUUGUCGAACCUCCAUUUGUACCGGACCCUUCUGUGGUUUAUGCCAAAGACAUUGAUGACAUUGAAGAUUUCUCCGAGGUGCGGGGGGUGGAAUUUGAUGACAAAGAUAAGAAGUUCUUCCAAAGAUUUGCAACAGGUGCUGUCCCCAUCGCGUGGCAGGAAGAAAUUCUAGAGUCAGGGCUGUUUGAGGAACUGAAUGACCCCAACAGGCCAGCAGGUUACAAGAAGGGUAAUUCGUCCAAGUCUGGCGUGUGUGUGCUACUGUGA
Messenger RNA from Octodon degus (degu), 1653 nucleotides. RefSeq names its product G protein-coupled receptor kinase 7 (gene Grk7). The record is from RefSeq and is a predicted model, not a curated record. Lineage: Eukaryota; Metazoa; Chordata; Mammalia; Rodentia; Octodontidae. Bases 1 to 1653 code for a protein of 550 amino acids. Gene Ontology annotation, biological process: signal transduction; protein phosphorylation; regulation of signal transduction. The transcript is spliced from 4 exons. Gene Ontology annotation, molecular function: ATP binding; rhodopsin kinase activity. Gene Ontology annotation, cellular component: cytoplasm.